GGCCCACAGAGUUUUGUCUGCGGAAGUAAAUCACCCCAUUGGAUUAUCUAUAUAGGGACAUGAGAAAUAUUGAAGAACUACUCCCAGUUGUGUAGCUACCAGGCAUUUGGAUGGAUAGAGUUAGAUUUUGCUAAAAACAAACUAAUUUUAUAUCCCUCUCAUACCCAUUUUCCCAUUAUCUGUACAACCCCCCAGUACAGGAUAUUCACAAAAAGGAAGGAGAUGCAACUCUUCUCAACUGUGAGGUUAAGUUCGAGGUUCCCCAAGAUCGGACAAUCCGGUGGAAAUUUGCUAAGGAACUCAGAACUGAGGACCUUUUUCUGUUCCAAGACCUGGCCUUUGGGUUCAAUCCAACCCUCCUAAUCCGGCCCACCUUAGGAGCCCACCAUGGGACAUUCAUCUGUGAGAUCGCAGAAGGAGAUGACUUGCUCAUCAGAAAGUACUUCUAUGUCAAUGUGACAGAGAAAAGACUUGGGCUGGAAAAAGAGCUGCAAAGUAUGUUCAUUGCCAUACUGAAUCCCCCGCCGAAGGUAGCGCAGGAGAUCGUGGAAAGACACCGACCUUCCCUGGAAGACAUGCUCUCAGGUCCAAACUUCUUGCAGAAAAAGAAUGUCAUUCUCCUCAUCAUAGGAAUAGUCCUGGGCUCCAUGGUCGUCACCAUGGUGGUAAUCGCCUGGCAGGAGUCCCGCAGCGCCCCCUAGCGUUGAUCCGGCCCCUUGCAGCUCCCUCGCUAACACUUGCCCUGGAAGUUCCCACGCGCCCAGGAUCUCCUUUCAUGGUCAGUGACGUCGGCAGUGGGCGGAGAAAGCCCCGCCUCUUUCCCCGGGCCCGCCUUCAUAUGAGUCAGAGGGGCUGAACGGAGGGACACGAGUGCUGGGAGUUUGCUCAGGAGUCGGGACCGCGUGGCAGCGAGUGAGAGAGCAACACGUUGCAAUGGCUGGGAUACAAAACCAACAGUCGACCAUGCAAGAAGAAGUAGAAAAGGGAGUCCGGUUUCUCUGUCGCAUGGUGAAGAACCGGAAUGAGAAAGUGGACAAGCAACGGGUGGAGCGUUUCGGCGAGUGCCUGGUUGCCAUCUUGUGUGAACGCUACACCGGGCACUGGUACCCAGAGAAACCCCUCAAAGGACAGGCUUACAGGUGUAUCCGGAUCAAUAGGAAUCAGCCUGUCGAUGAUUCGCUCCUGAAAGCUUGCAAAGACUGUGGACUGGAAUAUUCUGAAUUAAAGUUACCCUGGGAAUUUACCAUGUGGAUUGACCCUGGAGAGGUCUGCUGUCGGCUCAGUGAGAACAGCCACUAUUUUACGGUGAAGGAUGAGGAAGAGAGCACCACUGCCAGUGGCAAAACUACACCUGAUCCGGAGACAACAUCAGACUACCAUUCGGAGUCUCCCUCCUCCGAAUGUUCAUCGGAAGACGAGGGGAAAGCCAAGCUGGCAGCAAAAUCCACGGCCAUGAGCAAAUACGAACCAUGGAAAACCAACAACAACAACAAACAACAACAGCCGGCCCAGUAUUUCUACGUUCCGGCGCCUCUGUGGGUCCCAUGCCAUCAAGGCAUGGUCAGCUACCUCCCGGCGUACCAACCCGUAACCUUCUACUAUCCCAACGUCGGAUCGAAAAAGCCGGCCAAUAGGCAGCCCAACCCCAACUUGGUGAAGCGCCUCACCAAACGGGCCACGAAACCAUGAAAGACGACGUAGCUGGGCAACGGCAGUGGUCCCUAGCUCUUGCCCAAGCAUCUUCAGGACCAGAAGUUGGGACUCCACUGACAAUGCGACUCUCGAGCCUUAGUCCUCAGGGAAGGUAGCUGUUCUGCUAGCAAUUCUCUUAUGGAGGAAUCUUAGAUAGUUGGUGUCUUAGUUUUGCCCUCUUUGGUGUGUGUCAAGGGUGUCACCUUGUUUCUAUGGUGCUGAACGACUGUAGCAUUCCGACUGUGUAUAUAUAAAUAUAUUUGCAGCACUUUGUUGUGCGCUCAGAACGUUGCCUUGUUGGAGAAGGGAGCAAAGGAAUGGAGGAUGGAUACAGAUUCCUUCUUAGAUGGGUUCAAGCCUAUCCUGUCGCCCCACAGGAUAGGUUUGAACCCCAAAAGGUACUUACCUUUCAUCUCCCAGAAGGUGAAAUCUAAGCACGAGCUCCUCUUUCCUCAGUUUUCGUUUUCUUGGCUACUUCUGUAAAGCUGGGAAACAAGUAGAUGAUGCAUUUGUAUGUAUGUUGCACUUUAAGAAGUCAAUCCUGCUGCUACCAAAGUUGUGGGGAGAGGAGGUGAAUGUGGUAUGGACUUCUGUAUACACUGUUCAUGUGAAUAUAAUCUGUUUUUCAAAAUCCGUCCUUUGUUGGCUACUUGUAGGGCAAGGAAUAGAGAAGUAGAAUGCAUUUCCUUGCUGUCCUAGCUUUUGAAAUUUUCACCAGGCACAGUGCCUCCGCUUCUAUCUUUUGGGCACGAAUAGGGUGGCUCUCCAAAUACUGUAAAUCCCAUCUUUCCACACCAUUGAUUUAGGGCAUCUGGGGCUCAAUCUAUGCCUCCAUAUAAACUAGAUUGUCAACACAGAUAAUCCAUGUAUUGUCAAAGGAUGAAAUCACUGGGUUGUUGCAAGUUUUUCAGGCGGUAUGGCCAUGUUCCAGAAGCAUUCUCUCUUGACGUUUUGCCCACAUCUAUGACAAGCAUCCUCGGAUGUUGGAAAUUUUGUAAACUAGGAAAAUGGGGUUGAUAUAUCUGUGGAAUGAUGUCCAGGGUGGGAGAAAGAACAUCUUUCAACAAAGGAUUCCCCCAGGCAGUAAGAAGUACCACCUUGAAACCGCUACGCCAGUGGUUCUUGACCUGUGGGUCCCCAGGUGUUUUGGCCUACAACUCCCAGAAACCCCAGCUAGUUUACCAGCUGUUAGGAUUUCUGGGAGUUGAAGGUCAAAACAUCUAAAGGUCAAAAUAUCUGAAGAUCAAAACAUCUUACUGCCUGGGGGAAUCCUUUGUUGAGAUGUGAUUAGCUCUUCUUUCUCCCACCCUGGACAUUCUACAGAUAUAUAAACCCAAUUUUCCUAGUUUCCAACAGACCUCAUAACAUGUGAGAAUGCCUGCCAUAGAUGUGGGUGAAACGUCAGGAGAGAAUGCUUCUUGAACAUGGCCAUACCGACCGAAACAUUUACAAGAACCCACAGUCAAUCCGCAUUUUCUGCUUUGGACUGGAUUAUAUGAUCCAGUUGAAAGCAGAUAAUUUAGUUUUUAUAUGGCAGUGGAGAUGGGGCCUGGGAGCCAUUGUUCCACAAUCCCUCCAGAGAGCCACACUUCCCAUCAUUGGCCCGAAUCCACUUGUUACUCCUAAUUUAAGUAGUUCCAUUGUAUCAAAGGAAAGUUAGUUAUGUCAACUCAUUCUGUUGGACUUUAACUUGCACUAUUCCUAACAGUUUCAGGCCCUUCAACCCAACAAAGGAUUCCUCCAGGCUGCAAUCAGCCAGGCUUUGAAGCUGCAAGGCCAUUCAGUGCUAAUCAAGGUGGCCUAUUGCAACAUUCACACUUACAUCAAACAGUUCUUUCUCCCACCCUGGAUGUUCCUCAGAUAUAUAAACCUCACUUGCCUAGUUUCCAACAGACCUCAGGCUCUUUCCUGAGACUGUUAGGAAUUGUGGGAGUUGAAGUCCAAAACUCCUGGAGAGUCAAAGUUGGCCCAUACCUGAUCUACACUGUCGAAUUAAGAUUUUACUUUCAUGGCUCAAUACUGUGGAAUCCAGGGAGAUGUAGUUUAGUAAGGUCUUUAGCUUUGCCCGCCAAAGAGUGUUGCCACUUGCCCAAACUACACAUCCCAUGAUUCCUGUUAACUUUGAGCCAAAUAAAACUACAACCCUUUGGAUUCCAUAGCAGUAAGCGAUAGUAGUGUCAAACUGCAUUAGUUCUACAGUGUGGAUGCAUAUUAGUUGGAAGUUACAGGUGGAUUUUGGGUUUUAUAUUUUGUAAACAUAAAUGGAAAAAGACAGCUGAAUUUAAAAUGUUGUUCCCAUUGGCAGCGUGUGUUCUGGCGACGCCAUGUGGCUGUAAAAAUAAAUAAUACUUCACCUACCUCAAGUGAUAUCGUUGUAAAGAGAUUUAUGAAUGAAGCAGAGUUUAAUUAUUGUAUAUUGAAGGAUUUUUUUAAGCGCUUGGCUGGAAGUAACUUGUUGUUGGGCAAAGUAUUAUUAUUAUUGUUAUUAUUAUUCACGAUGUUUAAUAUAUGUCCUGUAAAUAACAGCUGUGUGCUUUUUUUAAUUUAUGGAAAGAGUAUAAUUGUGCGAAAUGUCUUUUAUCUGCAGCUUGUUUUGAUGCACCAUUGAUACAAUGUCCUUUUUUGCCUUUUUUAAAAGAACCUUUUAUAUGAAAAAUGCCUUUUAAAAUAAAUUAAUAAAAAUUGUACCUAAUUCUAAAUAA
Messenger RNA from Anolis sagrei ordinatus, 4394 nucleotides. Its product is annotated as protein BTG3-like. The record is from RefSeq and is a predicted model, not a curated record. Gene Ontology annotation, biological process: negative regulation of mitotic cell cycle; negative regulation of cell population proliferation. NCBI's taxonomy places the organism in Eukaryota, Metazoa, Chordata, Lepidosauria, Squamata, Anolidae. Gene Ontology annotation, cellular component: cytoplasm; nucleus.